This is a messenger RNA of Rubroshorea leprosula, 1028 nucleotides long. Lineage: Eukaryota; Viridiplantae; Streptophyta; Magnoliopsida; Malvales; Dipterocarpaceae. The record is from the annotation of a GenBank genome assembly.
CAAAUCCAUUUUCCCUCUUCCCAAAAACCCAUUUCGGCGAUCUUUCCUUCCUUCUUCAUUGAUAACUCAAAUAACCUUGGAAAUAGAUCCCUAAGAUUUUUAUCUCCAACCCACCACUCCUGCUAAAAGGCCACUUUUUUACCCUCACCCACUUCCCACUUGAAACCCUCAGCCAGCAUAUUCCUAUGUUUCUGAGACUGACCCCUUAUCCUAAUAAUAUCCCUCCAAAGCUUUGAUGUCCUCGCACACUCAAUUGCAGUGAUAUCUACCUCCCUCCUUCCUCCAUAGUAUUUCUCCCUCACUACCCUUUUCCACAAGCUGUCAACCCCAUCACCCAUCCUAUACCACCACUUCCCUAACAUUGCCCAAUUUUUUCUACGCAAAUCCGGCACCCCUAGACCCCCCUUCGCCUUAGCACUACAUACAUGGUCCCAUUUAACCCACGAAAUCUUUUUAUUUAACCCUGUUCCUCCCCAUAAAAAACACCUUUGAAUUCUAAUCAUCUCCGCAAGCACAACCUUAGGCAAUAAAAAUAACGACAUAUAAAAAAUAGCGAACAACCCAGGCAUGGAUGCCAUCUUUGUGUACACAAAGAAUGGACAUACGGCAUCACUCAUCUCGCAACGGUCCAUAUCCACCCAUAUUUGCCUUCACUAAUAAUAGUGACACCCGAAUGGCUCUAAAUCUGCGAUGGGUGGUUAUUCCAUUGCUUGUUGAUCUUUCAUAUGAUAUGGAGAGUAACAUCUCAAGAACCAUGGAUCUUAUGAAAAUAAAGAGAAUGGUGAAACCUCGAGAUGCUGUUUUGGUGGUUUCAGACUUAACUCCAUCCAUUCCAAAUCCGACUGCUUUCCAAGCAAUCCGGAUCAAAAAGUUUGACUAGCACUCUCCAUGAGAGGAAGUUGAUGUUGGUGAGUCCAGAAGGUGAAGGAAGUGCACCUUUAUGCCUUUCCUAUCCAUUUGUUUGGGAUUUGAUGACAACUGAUCGUUUAUACUAUUGAAAUUGUAUUGCAUAAAUUGUGCUUGGUUGC